AUGGGAAAGGCAGUAUCAAAUGCAGAUCAGAGACUAAAUGAAGCUUUUAGGCGGUAUCAAAUGGAAAAUUUUUCUAAAUAUUCAUCUGUGCAGGAAGCUGUCUUCAAAGAAAAUGGAGAUAACAUACUAGGAAACUCAGUAGUUGACCAAAGCUUUUUAGCUCCUCUUAUUACUGAGUAUGAUAAGCAUCUGGAAGAGCUGAAUGGGCAGCUGAAAUAUUAUCAGAAGCAAAUGGGUGAGAUGAAACUACAACUUGACAGUGUCAUCAAAGAAAAUGAAAGGUUACAUGGUGAAUUAAAAGAUGCUGUUGAAAAGCAAUUGGAGGCCCUUCCCUUUGACACAGAGAUGGGAAAUGAUAUUUACACAGAUGAUGAAACAGUCAGGAACCUUCAAGAACAAUUACAACUAGCCAAUCAAGAAAAAAACCAGGCAGUGGAACUCUGGCAGACAGUUUCUCAGGAGUUGGAUAGACUGCAGAAACUUUACCAGGAACACAUGACUGAAGCUCAGAUUCAUGUAGUUGAAAGUCAAAAGCAGAAGGAUCAGUUGACUAAUUUUCAACAGCUAACCAAGCAACUUCAUGUUACUAAUGAGAACAUAGAAAUGACCAACCAACAAUUUCUGCAAACAUUAACUGAACAAAAUGUGGAAAUGGAGCAAUUACGAAAACAACUUAGGCAAGCCAAGUUAGAUCUGAGAGUUGCAGCAGCAAAAGUGGAAGAGUUAACCAAAGUGACUGAAGAUCUACAAGGACAGAUGCAAAAGAAGGAGGAGGAUAUGAUGUCUGCCCAGGGAAGAGAGGAAGCAUCAGAUAGGCGCCUACAGCAGUUACAUUCUAGUGUAAAACAAUUAGAAACAAGAUUAUGUGUGGCAAUCCAAGAAACCAAUCAAUUAAGAGCAGAGAAAACAAAUCUGGAAAAACAGAGCAGAGAGUUACAAGCGAAGUGCACUGAAUUGGAAAAUGAGAAAUUUGAAGCUAUUGUAAGAGCUAGAAAUAGCGUACAACUCUUAGAAGAAGCUAACCUUCAAAAAAAUCAGGCCCUGCUUGAAGAGAAGCAAAAACAAGAAGAUGUGGAGAAAAUGAAAGAAACAAUUUCUCGGCUUGUACAAGAUGCUUCCAUAAGAACCAGGAAAGAAGUUGCAAACACAAGAAAACAAUAUAAUGUGCAGAUUUCUCAGUUAACAGAAGAACUUUCAGCCCUUCAGAUGGAGUGUGCCGAAAAACAAGGCCAAAUUGAACGAGUUAUUAGGGAGAAAAAAGCAGUGGAAGAAGAGCUAGAAAAGAUUUACCAUGAAGGCAGAGGAAAUGAAAGUGAUUACAGAAAACUGGAAGAAAUGCACCAAAGAUGUCUGGUUGCCGAGCGUUCAAAAGACGAUCUUCAGCUAAGACUUCAGACAGCAGAAAAUAGAAUAAAACAACUUGAAUUAAUUUCCUCAGAAGACAUAUCACGUUGCCAAGAAAUGAUUCAGAAACUUCAAAACGUGUUGGAGUCCGAGAGAAAGAACUGUGGAUUUGUCAGUGAACAAAGGCUGAAACUUCAGCAAGAAAAUGAACAGCUACAGAAAGAGGCAGAGGAUUUGCGAAAGCUUGCACUGGAGGCCCAAAAGAAAGCCAAAUUGAAGAUCAGUACGAUGGAACAUGAAUUUUCCAUAAAGGAACAUGGAUUUGAAGUUCAAUUAAGAGAGAUGGAAGACAGUAAUCGAAAUUCCACUGUUGAACUGAGGCAUCUCUUAGUUACUCAACAGAAGGCAACCAGUAGGUGGAAAGAAGAAACAAAGAAGCUUACUGAAAGUGCAGAAAUUAGGAUCAGUAAUCUAAAAAGUGAGCUGAGUCGACAGAAACUUUAUACCCAAGAGCUGCUUUCUCAGCUGGAAAUGGCAAAUGAAAAGGUAGUUGAGAAUGAAAACUUAAUUCUAGAGCAUCAAGAAAAAGCCAACAGACUUCAAAGGCGUCUAAAUCAGGCUGAACAGAGAGCUGCUUCAGCUUCACAGCAGCUCAGUGUGAUUACAGUGCAGAGAAGAAAAGCUGCCUCCAUGAUGAAUCUGGAAAAUAUUUAA
Orycteropus afer afer is the source of this 2058-nucleotide messenger RNA. It is a transcript of the gene SCLT1, whose product is annotated as sodium channel and clathrin linker 1. Gene Ontology annotation, cellular component: centriole. The transcript has 21 exons. The record is from RefSeq and is a predicted model, not a curated record. Lineage: Eukaryota; Metazoa; Chordata; Mammalia; Tubulidentata; Orycteropodidae. The coding region runs from base 1 to 2058 and encodes 685 amino acids. Gene Ontology annotation, biological process: clustering of voltage-gated sodium channels; cilium assembly.